AUGUGUGGAAUUGUUGGUUGCCACCAUGUUCCAGACGCAAAGGCAUUCAAGCCUACGGCGUUGAAGAUGGUGAAGCAGUGUCGCCAUCGUGGUCCAGAUUGGUCAGGCAGUUACGUUGCUAACCGCACAAUCCUUGCUCAUGAGCGAUUGAGCAUCGUUGGAGUCGAUAGCGGUGCUCAGCCAAUCACCAACCAGGACGAUACCAUUGCUCUUGCGGUCAAUGGCGAAAUUUACAACCAUAGGUUGAUCCGAAAGGGUCUCAAGACCACCUACCAUUUCAAGACCCAUUCCGAUUGCGAAGUCAUCAUACCACUUUAUAUGCAAUAUGGUAUCGAUGCGCCAAAACACCUCGAUGGCAUGUUCUCAUUUGUGCUUUAUGACAAGGAACAAGACCGAACUAUCGCGGCACGCGAUCCCGUGGGAAUUACAAGUUUCUAUCAAGGAUGGUCGAGCAAGAUGCCGGGGGCCACUUUCUUCGCUUCAGAGUUGAAGUGUUUACAUUCGGUGUGCGACAAAAUUGAGGCUUUCCCUCCGGGAUACGUGUAUGACUCGAAAACCGACCAGAGGACGAGAUAUUUUGAGCCUUCGUGGUGGGAUCCAGCCAACGUACCAUCCAACCCGGUCGAUUACAAAAAGCUCCGCGAGACUUUAGAAAAGUCGGUUCGCAAGCGAUUGAUGGCCGAGGUCCCAUACGGUGUGUUGUUGUCAGGAGGUUUGGACUCGAGUUUAAUCGCUGCGAUUGCGGCCCGGGAAACCAACAGGCUCAAGAAAGCUGCACUGGCAGCAAAUGCAGAGCCAGGAAAACAGCUAGACGAGGACCACGGCGAAGGCCUCGUCGGUAUUGACGAUGAUGACGAGCUCUCUACUCUCACAUAUCUUCCUCAACUCAACUCCUUUUCAAUUGGGCUGAAAGAUUCCCCAGACUCGAAGGCUGCGAAGGAGGUGGCCAAGUUUCUCGGCACAAAACACCACGAUAUGACCUUCACGGUUGAGGAUGGUUUGAAUGCUCUCUCGGAUGUUAUCCUUCAUAUCGAAAGUUACGAUGUCACAACCAUUAGAGCAUCUACCCCUAUGUUUUUGCUGUCAAGGAAGAUCAAGGCCAUGGGCGUCAAGAUGGUCCUGAGUGGAGAGGGAAGCGAUGAGAUAAUGGCUGGCUACCUAUAUUUCCACGGAGCGCCAAGUGCAAGCGAACUACACGCAGAAACUGUCACCAAAGUCAAGAAUCUUUAUCUUGCCGACAACUUGCGUGCCAACAAAUCGACUAUGGCGUGGGGCGUUGAGGCUAGAGUUCCAUUCCUCGAUAAAGAGUUUCUCGAGGUUAGUAUGUCAGUUGAUCCAUCGGAAAAACUCCACACCCCAGAGAGAAUUGAGAAGUAUAUCCUACGAAAGGCAUUUGAUACACCAGAAGAUCCUUACCUUCCUGCACACAUUCUUUGGAGACAAAAGGAAGCUUUGUCCGAUGGUAUUGGAUACUCUUGGAGAGAUGCACUUAUUGAGCAAGCUGAGCUUCAUGUUUCUGAUGAGAUGAUGAAGAACCCAAAACCAGAGUGGAAGGAUGACAUUCCAAAAACCAAGGAAGCGUACUGGUAUCGAAUGAUAUUUGAGGAGCAUUUCCCAGGUCCAGCUGCAGCUUCAACUGUGAAACGUUGGGUGCCUGCUUGGACAGACGCAGUCGACCCUUCUGGCCGGGCGAUUGGCAUUCAUAACAACAUGAUCAACGAUAAGAAGGCCUAA
Molecule: messenger RNA, 1734 nt
Organism: Glarea lozoyensis ATCC 20868
Lineage: Eukaryota; Fungi; Ascomycota; Leotiomycetes; Helotiales; Helotiaceae
Product: Adenine nucleotide alpha hydrolases-like protein
Exons: 9
Coding region: 1-1734 (577 amino acids)
Cellular component (GO): cytosol
Molecular function (GO): asparagine synthase (glutamine-hydrolyzing) activity
Source: RefSeq, a predicted model, not a curated record